GCUCUGGAGAUGCAUAGCAAAAUCAUUUUUUAAGACCUCAGCUCGAUGAAGCCAUAUAUAAGCUUCGAAGCAGACCGCCACGAGAAGGGAAAAAAAAACACAGCGUUUCGGCAGUACUGUGUUCGUUCCAAAUGGAUUAAUGGCUUCUUCUUCUGACUCGAUUCUACUUUGACUUUGCAGGGAGAUCUGUGUGUUGAAUAACUUGAGGGAUUUGGAUGGACAAGCUUUUGGAGUUUGGACGGAGAGCCCUCUUCUACGUUAGGGUUCUCUCCGGCUAUGAAGAGCGGCGGAUUCGAUCGUUUAGGUUGGAGCUCGAAAAGCGUCUCAAACAGGCGGAGGAAAGAAAAGCUGCCAUAAGAAAGAUACCAGAACAGGCUAUCUUGGGAGAAGUUCGUCGUAUGGUUGAGGAGAUGCAAACUCUAAAUAAAAAGUUAGAGGAAACAGAGUCUGCCAUUGAAGAAUACUUCAAGCCAAUUGACAAAGAAGCAGAGGCAUUAAUGAAAAUACAACUUGAAGGAGAAGAGAGAACUAUGAAGGACAUGGUCAAAGUUAUGCAGCAACAGGCUUUGUUUGAAAAAGCUGAGGCAGGUAAAGUUACAAGUACCCUUCAAACAGAUAAAAAUCAACAAACUCAAAACCUUGCAUCUGACACAACCCCUCAAAAAACUUAGCUGAGGUACUUCUAUUAGAUUUUAGUGAUGAUUUGAUUAGAUUAAUAAAGUCUGUUACCGUGCAAUUUUGGUACCACCAUUGUCUUAAAAAUACACUUCACUCUAUAGUAGUUGUGAUUAUAAAGCCCCUUAGUUUUUAUUACAGAGGCAUUAUUGAUUAUUUCUAGUUGAUUAUAUGAUAAUUUCUUUUACCCAAUUCAGAUGUAUGGAUUUGUAAUUGUCAACGUCAAGUUUUUCUAGUAUGGAACUGUUGUUUUUCUCA
Molecule: messenger RNA, 933 nt
Organism: Benincasa hispida (wax gourd)
Lineage: Eukaryota; Viridiplantae; Streptophyta; Magnoliopsida; Cucurbitales; Cucurbitaceae
Product: transcription factor IIIB
Source: RefSeq, a predicted model, not a curated record